Messenger RNA from Salarias fasciatus (jewelled blenny), 894 nucleotides. RefSeq names its product arylacetamide deacetylase-like 3. The record is from RefSeq and is a predicted model, not a curated record. Gene Ontology annotation, molecular function: hydrolase activity. NCBI's taxonomy places the organism in Eukaryota, Metazoa, Chordata, Actinopteri, Blenniiformes, Blenniidae.
AUGACUCCGAGCAGCUCUGACAUCUCAGUCCGUCAGGCUCUGGAAAGCACGGUGGUUCUCAACCUGUGGUUCACCCCCCUCUCACCGGCUCAGUGGUCGGACCCGCUGUGUCCCAGCCUUCCUCCUCCGGUAAUUGGACUUGUGUACGCCGAGCUGAUGGAUUCAGACAUUCCUCUUGGGGCUGCAAAAGGUGGGAAGCUGCACAUGGUUCAUGACUUGUUUGCUGGCGUGGCGACUGUUCUGAGCGUCAGUCUCUCAGGAAAUUCUGUCGAUGAAGUCUGUCGGCACACUGCCAAGGAAUCUGACACCACUGUGAUCUCCACAGGUAUCGAUUGGCUUCCAGAAUGUAGGAACCCUGUCUUGUUGGAUGAAUGCGAAUGUCGCUUCUCGCCCGUAGCUGAGACGGAGUUCGGCGUGGAUUCUCAGAGGGCAGUCGGAGGGCACAGCACUGAGGCUAACCUGGCAGCCGCACCGUGCAAAAGGCUGGCGAGGAGCGAGAACGGACAUCUGCCAUCCCUUUGCUCUCAGGUCCUCGUCCACCCAGUCCUGCAGAUGGCGGAUUUCAACCUGCCCUCGUACAGGCUAAAUCAUGCUGCGCCCAUAUUGUUUCCUGGCCGCGUGGCAUUCUGCUUCCUGCAGGACCUCGACGGAGACACUUCCAGGUGCCAAGAAGUUCUGGAAGGGAACCAUGUCUCCACUGAGCUCAGGCCAGCUCAGGAGGAAUGGCUUUACCCUUUCUACUUUAUCCCAAGUGGCUCACUUGAAGGUUUCUGUGAACAUCCAGAAGUGUGUCGCUCAACCAAAGCUGAUCUGAAGCCUGGACCGUCAGAUAAUGCAAUCAUUCCACCUUCAUCUUCAUCUGUGAGUGUGAACAAUGAGCAUGCUGAGCGAUGA